Messenger RNA from Conger conger (European conger), 4226 nucleotides. RefSeq names its product centlein, centrosomal protein (gene cntln). Lineage: Eukaryota; Metazoa; Chordata; Actinopteri; Anguilliformes; Congridae. The coding region runs from base 120 to 3830 and encodes 1236 amino acids. Gene Ontology annotation, biological process: centriole-centriole cohesion; protein localization to organelle. The record is from RefSeq and is a predicted model, not a curated record. Gene Ontology annotation, cellular component: centrosome; centriole. The transcript is spliced from 28 exons.
CCCGUUUGAAAGAACAAGCGGCUGUCUAGCAACCGAAGCAUCAAUGGCUGCGAAUAUUCUGCGGUGGACAGGAUAACCACAAAUAAGAAACCUGUAAAGAAAUAGACAAUUUCAAAAUCAUGGCUGCGAAGGACAGCCACCGCAUUCUGCUAUUAGAGGAAGAAGUCCGGAACCUGUCGGAGGAACUUAUUCAGUGCCAGGCAGAUAAAGAGUUUGUGUGGUCACUAUGGAAACGCCUGCAAGUGGCCAAUCCGGACCUCACACAGGCAGUGAGUUUGGUGGUAGAGCGAGAGAAGCAGAAAGGAGAGGCCAAAGACCGAAAAGUUCUGGAGAUUCUUCAAGUCAAAGACUAUAAAAUUCAGGAACUGGAACAGAGGGUGACCGCCCAGCUGCAGGAGAUGAACAGCCUGUCCCAGAGAGCGCGCUCCACGGAGGAAGACCAUGCAGUGAUGAAGAAGGACAUGGCUGCUCUGCGCCAGAAACUGAAGGAGAAGGGCCAGGAGCUGAAGGCGUGUCAGGAGGAGAGGAGGAGGAGGGAGGCGGAGCAGCAGGGCGUGGUCAGGGAGCUGCAGGAGGGGAAGGCGGGGCUAGACACUCGCUGUGCCUGCAUGCAGAGCGACCUGGAGAAGCUCCUGGAACAGGCCGAACAGUGGGCUCAGGAGAAGACCGCCGUGCACGCCACAGCGCUGGCGUUUGAAGGAGAGCUGAAGGAGGUGAAGCAGCAGGCUGCAGACCUGCAGGAGAGGUGCAGCAGCCUGACCGCCCAGCUCUCCUCCAGAGACCAGGAGCUGGAGCAGAUGGACGAGCAUGUGACCCGACUGAAGCAGGACCAGCAGCAGCUGCAGGCUCUGUACACUCAGAGUGUAGAGCACGCGGGUGACCAGGCCCAGCUCAUUAAACAGCUGGAGGAGCUCAAUCUGGACACACAGAGAGUGCUGCGCACACAGGAGGCUGCCCACUGCGCCGACUCCGCCUCCUACCAACGGCUCUACAGCGAUCUGAACGAGAGCUUCCAGGCUCUGAAGGCCAGUGAGGCCCAGCUGCGGCAGGCUCAGAUCUCCAUGACGACGCAGCUGUGUCAGAAAGACCAGGAGAUCCUGCACCUGCAGACCCGACUGCAGCUGCAGGUCGCCACGGCGACCGUGGCCUGUUCCCCCGUACGGCAGAGCAACUACAGACCGCCCGAGGAGCGGUUGAAGAGGAGGAGUGGGAGGAGGGAGAGUGUGGAGGCCGAACAGAGUCCAUUAAACUUGAGCCCAACACCAAACCGCGACACACAGACUAACCUGCGGAUAUCACAGGGUGCAUCUGUGCAGCGCUCCCGGUCGCUGUCCCCGGGGAGUGCCAGUGGGGGCAGGAUGGGGCCGUUCGCAGCGCUGAAACGGGCAGAGGCCAGGGUUCAAGACCUGGAGGAUCUGCUCCGGCUGAAGACAGAGGAGAAUGCAGAACUGAAGCUCGCCCAUGAGAAUCGGCAGGAGCGGCUGCAGGCACUCCAGGACAAUUACAAAACCGUCAGAGAGCAGCUGAAGCAGGCUGAGGAGUCCCAGGACCACCCGAGGCCCAGAAAGCAGAGAGCCCAGCCCUGGGAACUCCGUCAUGAGAACAGCGACGGUGUCUGGAACGAGCUGGCCUACUUCAAACGGCUCACUAAGAACCUCAGCACUGAGAAGGCUAAUCUGGAAGAGGAGGUGGACGUGUUGCGUGUGCAGGCGGCCGUGGACAGAGUCGCUGUGCAGGAGAUGCGCAUGUGUCUGCAACAGGAGCGGGAGGAACUCCUGCAGAAGGAGGCUGAAGGCGCUGGGGUCACCUGCUGCAGCAGCCCCAAAACUGCUUCCCUAGGGGGGACGGCGGAUAACGCGCUGCAGGUCGAGCAGCUGCAGAAGCAGGCUUGGUCCCUGGAGAAGGAGGUGGAACUCCUGCAGCAGACCAAUCAGGACCUCCGAGCGGCCAACGGGGAGCUGUCGGAGACCCGAGAGCAGCUGCAGACAGCGAUGCUCCGGCUGCGCAGCCAGGCAGCCGCGCGGCAGCAGGCGGACCGGGCGUGGCAGCAGGGCGUGGUGCAGGAGCUGGAGGGGCAGCUGGGGGCCUGCCGGAGGCAGCUGGCCCAGGUGAAGAGGGACGGGGCCCGGGUCAGGCAGCAGCUGCAGAGGGCCCGGCAGGAGCUGGGGCUGCUCCGGGCCGCCCGCGACUACAGCCUCUCCAGGGCCCCAAAAGCCCAUGGAAACGCAGCCAUCGCCAGCGCCUCCUUCAGGGGGUCAUCACAGCCACGCCCUCCUCGCUGUAGGGGCAGGACACGCCCAACAAGCCCGAGGGCCAAUAAGGAUGGCUGGGAGGAUAUCAGCGCCGAAAGUGACAGUGGGGAGGAGUAUACAGACAGCCUGAACAGCCCACUUCCUGUCCGGACACAGACGCCCUGCGAUCGUCAGAGCAGGGGCUCCUCCCCCUCCCAGCAUGCACUGCAGGCCAGAGAUGUGAAGGACGCGCGGCCGGAGGCUGGCAGAGACACCGAGCCAGGCAACGUACAGGUGCAGCGGGGUUGGCGGGGACGCAGGAGAAGGGGCGGGCUCUCCAGGGCCCUGCAGCAGCGGAUUGGCUCUCUGCAGCAGCAGGUGACCGUACUACAGGCCGCUAGGAAAGCCGCGUCGAGCAGUGCUCAGGAGCUGCAGCUCGCCCAGGACAGGAUGACGUCACAGCUGAGUGCCCUCACGCAGAAGCUGAACGCCAGCAAGCAGCUCUCACAGAAGUUGACCUCUGACCUGACGGCCUCGGAGCAGCAGAGAGCUGAGCUGCAGAGGGAGCUGGAGGAGCUGAGACAGAGGUCCCCUCGCGCCCCCACGCCGACCCCUGACCCCCCAAACACAGCCGAGGCCGAGCUGAAGGGCCUGCAGGCCAAACUGAAGAAUGCGUGUAAUGAGGCAACAAAGCACACACUGGCCAAUAAAAGUCUCAAGACUGAGCUUCAGGCCAAGGACGAGCAAGUGAAAGAGCUGCAGGAAAAGGUUUCCCACAUGGAUCGUGACAUCACAAUGAAGAGGCAGCUGGUCGAAGAUUUAAGAAGCAAAAUGAAGACCUUCCAGGACAACGACAAGAGCCUGAAAACACUCAUCGAGGACCUCGAGAGUAAAGUGAAGGUUUUGUCCGAGGAGGCAGUGAACAGGAAAGCCUUUGUCGAUUCGCUGAAGAGGAGGCUCAGUGUUACGGGCAAAGAGAGGAACGAGUAUGAGCAGACCAGCCACAAGCUCCGAAAGCACCUGGACAAGAAGGAUCAGAAGCUGCAGGCGCUGCAGGCGCGGGUGCUGCAGUGUGAGGAUGCGAUGGCGGAGCUGGAGCGCACCGCGUCGCAGCAGAUGCACGGGCUGGCGCAGCAGAGCACGCAGGCCCUGGACGCGCUGCAGAGGAAGCUGGGAGUCGCCAACGCGCAGCUGGAGCACCUCCACGCCUUCGUACAGGCGCUGGCUGGCGAGCUCCACUCAGACAUGCAGGAGGUCAGAGUCCAGCUGCGGAAGCACAGGCGACGGAAACUUCCGGAAAACAGCCGGCAGUCUAAGGAGUCCCUGAUGAGAGCACAGUGCAUCGCUGCCUCCAUCCUCAACGUGUCCCACACCGACCUGCAGGACAUCCUGGACCCUGAGCAGAAUACUGAAGAAAUCGAGGUAGAGAGAAGAAAGGAACAGCACUGGCUGGAUCAAGUGAUGAAGCUUCUGCAACAGCAGAUCCCCUCCGUUUCUCUGCUGAUGGAGGCCAUGAGAUCCAAGCUGAGAGAGAGGACUGUGCUAACGGAAGAGCUGGCUUCCCUUAAAACACACGCCAGCAACACGCAAGCAACAUGACUGACCCCUUCACUGACACGCCAGCAACACGCAAGCAACAUGACUGGCCCCUUCACUGACACGCCAGCAACACGCAAGCAACAUGACUUGCUCCUUCAUUGACACGCCAGCAACACUUCACGCCAUGUGAACCAUUGAGCUCUUUGGUGAUGUCAUGAAAUGGGCUGAUACGGAUGUCGUAACAUUUGCACUAGCAUAGUCUAUGCAGCUGUCUUUUUAUGUAUUAGAAGUAAAAACGCUGAAUGACUUUUAAUGUCAGAUGACGCAAAAGAACGGUGCUCAGCAGAUUGGCUAAUCAUGCUUUUUGUGUCGGCAGUUUUUUUUUGCAAUUUUAUAUGGAAAUUAAUGUGUUUUGUAUUAAUUUGUUUUUAAAUAAAAUAGCAUGGUUUGCUUAUA